Messenger RNA from Tetrahymena thermophila SB210, 2205 nucleotides. RefSeq names its product peptidase family M3 protein. The transcript has a single exon. Gene Ontology annotation, biological process: proteolysis; peptide metabolic process. Gene Ontology annotation, molecular function: metalloendopeptidase activity. NCBI's taxonomy places the organism in Eukaryota, Ciliophora, Oligohymenophorea, Hymenostomatida, Tetrahymenidae. The record is from RefSeq and is a predicted model, not a curated record.
AUGAAGCUUUUAGCUAAGAAUAAUAAUGUCUUAAAUCAAGUGCCAAUUAAGUUGAAAUUGUUUAAAAGUAGUAAUCUAGUAAAGUAGAAAUUAACUAUUUUAAAUGAAAUUUCUAAUGACUUAUGCCAAAUUAUAGACACUUCUAAUAUCUUAUACUACAGUAAGAUGUAUAGCCAACAAAAAACUAUUUUUAAGGAAAUAAUAGAGAAAAUCCAGCAUUAAUUUAAUUAUUUAAACUCUGAUACUCAGAUUUACAAUUAAUCUCUCUACAUGUAUUAUCUUGAAGGUUAAGAUUAUUUAGAUUUAGAUAUUAAUGAUAAUUAAUCACCUUUAGGCAAACAAUUAGUGUAAAAAUUACAAAAUUAAAUGAAAAAUGGUGAAAAAGUAAACAACUUAGAUGAUUAAGACGUCUAGUUUUUAAAGAUGUUAAUAAACGACUAUGAAUUAAGAUAUUUUAUCAAUAAAACAGAAAAUGAAAGGGAACGUUUGCAAGGACUUUUAAUGAUUGAACAAUUAAUUCUUCAAUAAUUAAGAGCCUCAUAAGCUAAAAAUAAAAAAGUAUUACAGAUAAAAAGAGAAAAGACCUACUCUUUUGAAAUAUUCCCUGAUUUUUAUAUGGGCUAUUUCUCUUCAAUGAAUCGCUCUACAGAUAUGAUUAGUUUGGAUUUACCAUCUUAAAUACAAGCAUAAUUGCUAAAACUAUGCUCAGAUCCUAAAUUAAGGUCUUAAAUUUUUAAUGACUUUUUAGAAACAAAUAAAUCAAAUGAAACUCUACUUAACUAAUUGAUGGAAGUAAGAUUAUAAUUUGCUAAUUAAUUAGGAUUUGAAGAUUUUUAGCAUUAUUCUUUGGCAUUGAAUUCAAAAUUUUUCCAUUUUACAAGAAAUACAUCUUUAAAAUAAAUGCUCAACUCUGUAAACUAAUAGAAAUAAGGAUUUAACAUUAAAGAUAAUAGCAACAAUUUAAAUAACGAUUUAAUCAACUAAACGAGAGAUAUUAAAAUAAUAAUUUAAAGAAUAUUGAACGCUUCUGUUGAAAGAUGUCAUAAAAGAUUAGAAACUUUGCUUUCUGAUCCUUUAUUAUACAAAAGUCUUUAGGAGAAAGCUAAAAUUAAAAAUACAAGUGAAUAAUAAUAGUGUUAGCUUGAAUAUUAAGAUUUUCUUUACUUAAGAUAAAAUAUUUUAGGCACUCCUUCAAAUAAUUUUACUCUUACAUGGUAGUAAGCUUUUAACCUUUUAAAUUAGGUUUCAUAAAGAUUUUUAAAUGUUGAAUUCAAAGAGUGUUAAGCACCAAAAAACCAUUUCUUUAACAGAGUUUGUGACAACAGUAAAGAAGAACUUUCUAAUUUAUCAGAAGUUCAUUCAUCUGAUGCAUUCAAAUAAAGUGGCACUUAAGACCAGCAAUAAAAAAAUACCUAAGUUGAUGAGAAAAAUAUAAAAUGCUUUGAAUUAUUUUUAAAAGAAAAAAAUGGAAAUUAGAAAUUGAAAGGAGUUGUGUUUUUAGAUUUUAAUGCAUACGAAGAUGCAAAAACAUGUUUUAGCUCAGGAUAUUGUGAAAUAAAUAAAUAUGUAUAACUUCCUUGCUUAUUAGUUAGAAUGAAUUUCAAAGUUUUAGAUAAUAAAACUGAAAUGACAUUUGAUAAUUUUUAAACUUUUAUGCAUGAAAUUGGCCACUCACUUCAUAGUGUUCUCAAUCAUCACCGCUAUUAACUAUAUGCUAAUAACUUUAAGAUAGAUUAUGCAGAAAUAUGUGCAAAAGUUUUUGAAAAUUUAAUAUUUCUUCUUCCAUAGAAUGCUGCUCCUAAAUCUUCUGCAACAUCUAAAGAAGAACAAUAAAAACCUGAUCUCUCUACAGAGUUUAUCUUUUAGAAGCCAUUUUAAUAAUAUAUAGAAAUUUUUAGAAUUGUAAGCUAGUUAGAACAAAUCUAUUAGGCUAAACUUGAUCUUUUCCUUCACGAAAAGCAUCCAGAGAAUUCAAUUACAUUAAAAGAAUUCAGCUCUUUAAUCUAAAAAAACAUCUUUAAGAAUUUAAUUCCAAAUAAUGAUAAUUAUUGGUUUUGCAACUUAUCUCAUCUCGAGGAGUAUUCUGGACUUUACUUUUCAUAUGCUGUUGGUGAAGAAGUGUUCAACGAACUAUAAGAUAGGAAUGAUUCCUUGCAAGAUCAAUAAUAAUUUAUUUAAAAUUUAUUUACAUCAGCUCAUCAAUGA